AUGGAAGGGGGGGGGGGUUGCAAAAUUUUCAAGGACACGUUGAAUGCACCUUCACUGACGGCCAUCGACGAGUUCAAUGACCUCUCUGGUGCUCUCGAUUUGGGACAAAUACACGCUAGAAGUGGUCCCUAUCCCAGACGAAGUCAAUGUGUGAGCUCGGACGCAGGCAGGCUGUAUGACCGACUGGGUGGCUAUGCUGACCAGCGGUCGGAUCGAGUGGCCAACAGCCAACUCAAACGCGAACGUAAGCAACGUGCUCAGAAGAAUUGGCUUCACAUUAGCGAGCGUAAUACUUGGCAGUAUAGCCAGGAGCAAUAUCGUAAGGAUAAGCGAGACCGUCAGGACCGCAGAGAUCAGGAAAAGAUAGACAAACAACGAUCGUAUGCUCGAUCGCGCUCACCACUGCCGUUGCACUCUGCUUCAUUGGGCGCGCCUAAGGCAAUUACGGACCAGAAGCACCAGUAUUCGGCGUCAGGAGUGGCACCGGCACCUAGGAACCUAAGAAGGAGUACACUGCUUACUACGGCUGUAACAAGCAAGCGCAUUCUCUCAAUGAGUACCCGGAUAGGAAGAAGACAGCAGCAACAGUUACCCCUUCGACGACAAAGCUCCCCUUUUGACGGGGUCCGAUGGUCCAGGGUUUUGAGAACGUAUGGGACUAUUGGUACAUAUGGAUGUUAG
Molecule: messenger RNA, 681 nt
Organism: Sphaeroforma arctica JP610
Lineage: Eukaryota; Ichthyosporea; Ichthyophonida
Exons: 2
Coding region: 1-681 (226 amino acids)
Source: RefSeq, a predicted model, not a curated record